GUCGAAGGCAGUGUGCAGACCGGCAUGCGUUACAACCCGAAACCGGUACACCCCCCUCGGGAGUUAGUCUCAUUACAAGCAAUGAAGGAGAUCAGCUACGUCCCUGCGAGUCUGUAUGACCAGGUUCACUCGGUCUGCUCCUCAAUCCCGCCCCCAGCCAAGCAGUACCAUGGGCCGAAGCUGCUGGUCCCGAAAAGUCAAUUGCGCCGCUGUCAGGAGUGGACCAGGGAAGCAGUUCACGAACCGAGAGCGCAGGGUAUCUUACAAGGCAGCGAGCGCUCCUGGGCCACCCGCGCUCAACUCAAGCAGCGACUCGGUGGUCGGCAGAAAUCCUCGUCGUCGAAGGGCGAUCCCAAAGCCUCGUCGUCGCAGCCAAAAUAAGG
Chaetomium strumarium is the source of this 383-nucleotide messenger RNA. RefSeq lists its product as uncharacterized. The record is from RefSeq and is a predicted model, not a curated record. The coding region runs from base 25 to 381 and encodes 118 amino acids. The transcript has a single exon. NCBI's taxonomy places the organism in Eukaryota, Fungi, Ascomycota, Sordariomycetes, Sordariales, Chaetomiaceae.